Pogonomyrmex barbatus (red harvester ant) is the source of this 6906-nucleotide messenger RNA. RefSeq names its product brefeldin A-inhibited guanine nucleotide-exchange protein 3. Gene Ontology annotation, molecular function: guanyl-nucleotide exchange factor activity. The record is from RefSeq and is a predicted model, not a curated record. Gene Ontology annotation, biological process: regulation of ARF protein signal transduction. Lineage: Eukaryota; Metazoa; Arthropoda; Insecta; Hymenoptera; Formicidae.
AUGGAGGAUCUCCUGCUGCAGAUCAUCAGGGAGUCGAACAAUGCGAGAUUACAGAAUUUGCGAAAAUCGGCGCAGGAAGCGCACGAUUUUCUGGAGAAGCAGCAGGGCUUAUUACGAGAUCCGCCGCACGAAUUGCGCGCAAAAUGCUUACAUACGUUUCAGCUAGCACUGGAAAGCAACAGAAGCAAGUUUGUUGCCUUUGGACUUGCGGGACUGCACAAGAUGUUAAGAGACGACAGAUUUCAAUCGCCGUACGAGCCAGAAGAUGACUCUUUAUGGUUGCCUGCGCAAAUGUUGCAUGCCAUGAGUUCCAUCGUUUCACAAUCUGAUGACACCCAAACAGAUAUGCUUAAAGUCUUACUCCAAGUUGCUUGCUCCCCUUAUUGGACUAUGAAUGGCCGUUUAAUCAUUGCGAUAUUGACUACUUGUUGCGAGGCAUUUGAGAAUGGCAAUCAAGCUGUGCGUACAGCUGCACAGGCUGCAACUAGUCAAACAUUGCGAUCAUUUUGUCUUUUUUUAGACGAGGAGUGUCAAGAGAUGGAUGAAAAUGCUAAGCGAAAUAAAAAUGUGCGUGAACGGGGUGUUUCAUGUUUCAACGAGGCUUUGCCGAUUCUGCAAUACAUCUGCAGCAAGUUGGACGAGGCUCAAAAGAAAUCCUGUUCCAGCAACGGCAGAAACGGCAGCACCGUGGUCUUCCUACUGGAAUGCUUACACACGCUUAUAUCGUCGCUACCGCAAAAGAUUCAUACUAACGCACACUUUACGACUUUUCUAUGGCAAAAGUUUUGUCCAGCCUUGAUAGCCUUUCUGGGCACUCCUCGAGUAGAUAAGACCUUUACUUCCCGGGAAGGAAAAGAGAACGAGAUUGGCAGAGGUUCCGGAUACUUGGCCACAUCAUUGAGUUUUGAUAGUCAUCAAGCUAAAACUGUUUAUAGCAUUGGUACGGAAUUAGUCAGAUUGGUAGGAUGUGUUGGUCCAUUGCGACCAGUUUUGGAAUCAGUGUUCCAUAGAAUGCUAUUGUAUCCACCGCCGCAGCAGCGUUUAGAACCCUUAAAAGCGUUGAAGGAAUUACUGCGCAGUCCUAGUCGCAUGGUUGAUUUUGCUGGACCAUUGCUGGUGGAAGAAGAUCGAUCGAGCCAUAUACAAAGUGAUAUGGCACUGAUGAGACUGGCCAUGGACUCGAUCGAGGAAUCAACAACGGGUGGAUUGACUAUAUUGCACGCAAGCGUUUCUUGCGUUGUCGCUAUGCUGUCGGCGCUUCAAGAACUUUGCGAAGGCAAGGCUAUUAAUCAUAAUUAUACGUGCACAAUUAAUAGUUUAUAUGAAGAUUUGGAAUCCUGUGAUUAUCGUGGACCUCUGACUUAUCAAAGCAUGGCACGAUUGCCAAAAACAUACAGAGAACAAUUGGAAUUAAUGAAAAAAGGUAUAAGCUCGGAUUCAGACUCAUCCGGGCAUGGACCAUCAGAAGACGGUGAUUCGACGGAUACUGAAGGUCCGCAAAAUGAAUCGGACGAAGUUCAGGAAGAAAAUAGUCUCGAGGACAACGAUUGUACCGCGGAGAACGAAAAUGAAAGACUAAGAUUGAAAAAAUUACCCAAAUGUCUUCAUGUGGGUCGACAAGUAGCCGACGAAUGCAACGUGGAUGUGGAAAGACACAAUGCCAGACGAUUUGUAAGAACACUUAGAUCCGAUCUUGUACCGAUGGUGCUCGCUUUGCGAAGUAACAUAGAGGUGGAUGAGGCAUUGCAAAACUUUGCUUCUGAAUACUGUCAAGAGGUAUUUGUAGCUCAACAGAAGAUACAGGAACAAACUGACACUAGCACGGAUUCAUGUGCAUUAAUCACAAUCAUGAAUGCUGAUGGGAUUUAUUUGGCUACAUACGCAGCAUUGCUUCUCAAUCUGAAAUUAAUCCAAAUAAAUUAUUAUCACGAGGAAGGUCGUCAAAUACCAAUCAGCGAGGAACGAUUUGUGGAAGAGGUACAUGGAUCGGGUGUGCUGGUUUAUCUGUCAGCUACAUGGCUUUCUGAAUUAUAUCAACAAGUACUCGCGUGCAACUUACUUGAGAAAUGUGGUUACAAUCCUAGCUCUACAGAAAAUAAUGCAUUAGUUAAUGUUCUCACAGACGUGGAUGGUAUACCCGGCAGUCAUAGAGGCGGGCAAUUGCUUUCUGAUUACAUAAGAUUGGAACGAGCCCAACUUUCUCGAAGUGAACCAACUCCGGAAGCGGAGGCUGGUGCGAAACUCUCUCGAAGAGUGUUAACUUGUUGUUGGGGCAGCAUGAUGACCGUUCUCACAACGGGGCUGAAUCCUCCUAAAGAGGAAACCAAUAAAGGUAUCUUGAACAGAGACGGUGGUAGGAGAGGAGUCAGAGACACGGUUGUCUUAGCGCUCGAAGGUCUUCACAAGGCUGCCACAUUGAGCAACGUACUUGGUUUACAGAAUCGUUGUGGCUCCAUUUUUGCUCUUCUCGCAAAAGCUGCUUGUACAGAACAAUCCAUUUCGAAGAUUACUCGUAAAAAGGAUGUUCUUCGACUUAAAUUGCAAAAUAAAGCGACGAAUCUUCAUACGUCUCAUGCACUCAGUAUGGAUGUGCUUCUAGGUAGAGGUCUUGAACUUGGUAGUCAUGGUAGUGAUUGCUGGCCACAUGUUUUUACGUGUUGUCUGUAUGUGAGUAAAUUGGAACAUGACUUCUUUGGAAGAAACCAAAAUCCGUCGUUACCCAAGGCCUCUCAGAAAAAAGAGAAGAAAGACGUUGCGAAUAGUGAUGCUAAGAAUGGUCAAGACAGACUUCGAUUAAAUUUCAACAUUGUUGAUGAUGAGGAAUCUUGCGUGGACGUUUAUAGUUUUCUUUCAAGUCCUUAUACGCAAAAUCCCAGCUCAGACACGAUUCCGGAAAUUAUUCAAGAAUCGAAUGCCGAUAGCCAAUUUAAUGGCAUUCUACCAGCGGACUAUGCUGCAAAGAUUAUUUGCGUGUUGUCGCAACAGGUCGAUAGACUUUUCGAGGACGCAGCGCUUAAACUAAAUCUCAGAGCGCUUUGCUCGUUUCUCAUGGCUCUUUGUAAAGCCAGCAAAGCGCAAUUAUUCAAGACCCCUGACGGCUGCAAAGACAAUAAAAGAUUUUGGUGGAGACGAAGUAAGCCGAGAGAGAACGAGAUGAAUGUAUUGCUGCUGGCUCGAUUAGGCGAAGUUAUGCUGAAAUGUGUGAAAAGUGGCAGGCCUUUGAUUCAUAUAAUGGGGGUAUGGACUAUUUUGGGACCACAUUUCAUGGAGGCAGCUUGUCACGAAGAUCGCAGUAUUUCGAAGAAAGCCGUUCAAUGCAUUCAUGACUCCAUGGCGGCCUUGUUGAACGAACAAGUAGAGCUUCCGCACUUUCAUUUCAACGAGGCGCUCUUCAAACCUUUUGAAAACCUUUUAUGUCUAGAGCUCUGCGAUAGCGACGUGCAGGAUCAAAUUGUUAGCUGCAUCUGCGAGUUUGUCGAAACAAAUCGUACCGAAAUACGUUCGGGUUGGCGUCCGCUUUUCGGCGCUCUCCGCGUGGCAUCGGUGAACAAUUCAGAUUCUGUGGAAUCAGCGCCUUUGUUAGAAGUUUUUAGAGUCUUCCUUUCAACAGACAACACGUUAGUCUUCGCUAAUGCCGCUCUGGAUUGUAUCCUGUGUCUGCUAAAACACGUGAGAGGUAUCGGCGACAACGAAGCUCAAUCUGAAGAGACUGAAAGUAUUGAUAGCGCAGAAUUGCGAAGAAUGAGGCUCUGCGUUGAAAGUUUGAAGUAUCUGUUAAGUUGCAGCGAUAUUCUAUCGUCGAUGUACCGAAUGCCGGCCUGCCCGAUCUUCCAUUCCGCUCAAAGGAUUCAAGUCUCUACGAUCCCACAAUACGUGGAUCCGAUCAUUCCAAAUCUCGAACUGACCAGAUUCGAUAAGCAUAUCGAGUCGAUGCAGGAAGUCAUGCCAGAAAAAUCAUACGACGCUCUGACGCCGUUGAUCGAUAAGGACGCCCAUCCUAUCGCUACAUUGCAGAGCAUGGACAAACCUAGUGGUAUUCUUAGAGUCUGGUACAUUCUUAUCGAAGGUCUGGCGAGUGCAACAAUGAUAUGUCCGAAGCGUUAUCAACCGCACACUCUGGAGACCUUGUUUCACCUUUUGCGCGAUAUCCUGAAUGUACCUGGAUCGGCCUUUGGACUCUACUGCGUUAAUCAUUUGCUGUUGCCUAUGGUACAAAAUUGGCUGAGGAAAACAUCCAAGAUCUUCCGCGGAUGGGACAAUUUUGCGCCCAAUUUUAAACAAUGUUGUGGUCUCACGACGGAUCUCGUGGUUGACUAUUUGACACAUUUACAAGGUCCAGACGUCGUCAGAAACGAUGCCUAUUUAUCAGCCACGACGCUGAUGUUGAAACAGCUUUUGCUAGUAAUGGCGGAAUGCGUGGUACAGCCUACGGAGAGUAUAGCUCGUCUCGGUUGCGCUUGCAUUAGGCACGUUCUGGUGAGCAGCGGGCCACUCCUUACUCCAGAACAAUGGGAGGUCUGCGGUGUCGCGUGCUACUGUGCCUGUUCAAAUUCGUUGCAGGAGUUGCACCAGCUGACCAUGGCUUUCUCACCCAGAUCGGAAUCUUUUUACGGGGAUGUCGCCCAAGUGAAGGUCGCGGCGCGCCGAGACGCGACACCGGAAGAAACGGAACGGCUGCGACAGCUCGCCUCUCAGGUGUUCCUCCUGGAGGAACAGACACGGAUGGAGGACGCCUCGCGAUCACCCGAUGAAAGAUCGUACGUGUUCCUUUUGUACCCUCCUGCCGUAGGCGCUACUCUCAAUCCCGAUCUCUACAUCGUUAGAGUCCAGUUGCGUGCGUUGGUAGUCGGGCUUUUGGUACACCAGAUGCUGCUUCAUUGUAUCGCGAGUGUUCUUCUUCACGGUACCGACCCUUCAAUUUCGAGUUUGUCUCAUGUGAUUCCACAUUCGACGCCAUGCAGUUCACCUAAUCCUAACGUCAAACGAAGUUACUUGUCUUACUUGAAUCCGCAUCACGUGGAGAUUUUCCUGUCUGCCCUGGACUUCUCGUAUGUUGCUGCGUUAAAAUUCGAUUGUCGACCCGGUCUGAAAUUUUUGGUACAAAAGGUGGCAAAUCUCGAGCAACCGGCUAAUCUGUAUCGUCAGGCAGCCGCUGCCUGGACCAUUAAAAUCAUCACGUUGUUUGAGCUAUGUUUACGGGAAAUAGAGGAGCUCCACGCAACUAUGGAAUUAGUGAAGACCAUUCUGGGCACAGGAUUAAGCGACAGAGAGUGCGUCUAUGACAUCAAGCAUCGCAAGCUUAAUAAGUAUUUACGGCAAUUGCGUACGGUUUUCGACGAGCUUUGCGAGACUUAUGUCGAAGUGGUUCUCGACGAAAAUGGCAAAUAUACCAGAAUCGACAGUUUCGCAGAACGGAAGAUAUUCCUGCUGGUGGCACAACCCGAUGAUUUUCCCGAGAUUACUAGAAAAGAGCCCAUAGAUGACCGACUUGUCACCAGUACUCCGGCCCCCGUUGACCAAUUGGAAAAGGAAGAACCUGGCGUCCAUCAAGAUCAACCGGACGGUGACGAGGAAGACGACCAGGAUGAUCCAGAUGACGUAUAUAAUCCAAAUUUAGACGACGAGAGCGGUUUAGAAGAGCUUGGAGCCGAGAGUGAAAAUGAUCCAAGACCCUUCAGAUUGUCGGAUUUAGCCGCGGAAUAUUCGACUGAUUCCGGCCCGCAAUCAGAACCAGAAACCGAUGAUUCCAGACCAGUGUCCAGGCUCGGAUCGGUCACAGAGAAGAUUGUUUAUCUCGACCGUUCCGGCGGAACCUCCAGUGAAGGUUAUAUCGAUGCCAAGUACAGCGCCGUGACCCCGGCGCCUCCCAAAAUGAUGUACAGCCGCGAUUAUCUCUCUUAUAAUCUAGAUUCACGCUGGAAAACAACGGAGUCAAUUUCUAUGAGAACUUCUGUGGCGGAUAUGAAAGCGUUAAAUCGAAAUUCGUUCUCCGACGAAGGCCUUUUAUAUAAAAAAAUAUAUUCGGAACGGCGUGGUAGUGACGUAGGUCCAUUAUCCAGACAAAAAUCCUUGACAUUUGUUAUGACGGCGGAUGUGGAAGAUGUAGACAAGUCUUUGUUGGUCGAUUCCGUAGAUUCUCGAUCAAAAUCGGUGAUGGAACUGCACAGCGCAUCCACGUGGACGAUGUCUAAAGAUUCUUUGAACGAAUCUCGCAAGCCAGAAAAGGAUAUCAAAGAAGAAGGCAAAAAAAAUUCUAAAUCUGCACAGAUCCUUGACAAUAUAGACGAAUUACUGCGCGAUUACGAACGUAGCAAGCGUGGCUUCAGAACGAAUCCCUUUUUACGAGACGAAGAAGAAAUAUCUCCGAUUGAAAGCCAGUCGAUCGCCAAUCAGGAAGUGCAAAUUCACAAGCGAAACGUCAAUAAAGACAGCGAGGCUCACAGGAAAGCUUGGGCAGACACUUUGGUCAUUGCGUUGGAAUGGGCGUUAGCUUUACCAGAUGAACGAUUGGCACCGUUGCUUCCGGUUUUCGUACGAGGCGUGCGAAUACUGACAAGGCACGCCGUAGAUCAGAGCCUGAAGCAACGUCUCUCAGCCCUCUUUCAUCGUAUCGCUGUGCUUUAUGGAUUGACAAAUAAUUAAUAGCGAUCGAGUUUAGGUACACGCGCGAUCGCAGCCUUAGUUGUAAGACUUUUGAAGAGACGAAAAAAGAAAAAUUAAUGUUCUCGACUUCUUUUUCAAAUUUUUUAUUGUUACUGUGAUAGAUACGCGAAGUCGAAAGAAGAAAUAGGAAGAAGAUAUAGGAUCUGCCUAGUUUUUUUUUUUUUUUUUUACAAUUCUUAGUUACAAUUAAAAUUUGCCAAUAAAUUUGCCAAUGAACAAGUAAAUUAAAUUAAAAAAAAAAAA